Enterobius vermicularis (human pinworm) is the source of this 927-nucleotide messenger RNA. The record is from the annotation of a GenBank genome assembly. Lineage: Eukaryota; Metazoa; Nematoda; Chromadorea; Rhabditida; Oxyuridae.
AUGGUGCAUGUUUGUAAUUACAGGUUCAUGACUUCACCGGAAACUGAACUUUUCAGAAAAUACGUUGAUCCUGAUUUUCCUCGUCUAGAAGAAGUUGCAUCUACCUGUCCACUAGUAAUGGUAAAUUUUGAAGAACUGUAUGCACUUCCUCGGCCGAUGCUGCAUAAAGUCGUCUACAUAGGUGGCUUAGGUAUAACUGAAAGAUCAGUUGGACAGUUCAAAGUGAUUGCUGAUAAAGCGUCAAACAUUAUUGUUUUUUUAUUUGGUUCUAUAGCUAAUGCUAGCGAGAUGCCUUCAAGCUGGAAAAAUGCAUUUUUAAAUUCUUUCAGAAGCUUUCCUCAUAUCGAGUUUAUAACGCGUUAUGAUGGAGAAGAUUUGCAGUCCAAGCUCCCUCAAAAUGUCCAUACUUAUGAAUGGCUUCCACAAACCGACCUUCUUCCACUCAUAACACACGCUGGUCACAAUAGCAUAAUAGAAGCGGUGAAUGCUGGAGUACCGAUGAUUGCUAUUCCGCUGUUUGUUGACCAACCAAUGAAUGCACUUUUGGCUGAAAAACGUCAUUUUGGAAUUUUACUGCAAAAAAGUCAAGUUUCUGAAGAAGCUCUUAAAGAAGCGAUAAAAACUCUAACUGAAGAUGAAAGUUACGCAAAAGCGGUGAAACAUGUUCAAAAGAUGAUUCAGAAAAAACCUUCCAAACCUGAGGAACUUCUGGUACGGUGGACAGAGUACGUGGGGAAGUUCAAAGAUCUUUCAAACUUAACACCUUAUUCAGUAAAAUUAAACUUUAUCCAGUACUACUCAAUAGAUGUUAUCUUCUUUAUUGUUCUUGUUUUGUCACUUAUAAUUAUUGCCACUUUCAAGAUUUCGCUCUUUAUAGUGACUUGUUUGCGUAAAUUAUUUCUUCUCAAGAAAGAAAAAACAAGUUAA